Molecule: messenger RNA, 3731 nt
Organism: Solanum verrucosum
Lineage: Eukaryota; Viridiplantae; Streptophyta; Magnoliopsida; Solanales; Solanaceae
Product: DNA-directed RNA polymerase II subunit RPB2
Exons: 19
Coding region: 148-3723 (1191 amino acids)
Biological process (GO): DNA-templated transcription
Cellular component (GO): RNA polymerase II, core complex
Molecular function (GO): DNA-directed RNA polymerase activity; ribonucleoside binding; DNA binding
Source: RefSeq, a predicted model, not a curated record
UUGAACCGGUAUUUAUCUUACUAAAACAAAGCAGACAGGAUCUGGGUUCCGAUUCUCUCGGAAUCUUGAUUCCAUUUGAACUGUUAAAAACAAGAAAAAAGACUCAAUUUUUGAACUGAAAAAGGGAGAAAGAAUUGUUGAAUCAGGAUGGAUUUGGAGGAUGAAUAUGAACCCCAAUACAAUGUUGACGAUGAUGAAGAGGAGAUAACCCAAGAAGAUGCUUGGGCUGUGAUUAGUGCUUACUUUGAAGAGAAGGGUCUUGUUCGUCAACAACUAGAUUCGUUUGAUGAGUUUAUUCAGAACACGAUGCAAGAAAUUGUUGAUGAAUCUGCUGAUAUAGAGAUCCGACCUGAGUCCCAGCAUAACCCUGGUCACCAAUCUGACUUUGCUGAGACUAUCUAUAAAAUCAAUUUUGGUCAGAUUUAUUUGAGUAAGCCAAUGAUGACAGAGUCAGAUGGUGAAACUGCUACCCUAUUUCCAAAGGCUGCAAGGUUGAGGAAUCUGACAUAUUCUGCUCCUUUGUAUGUGGAUGUCACGAAACGAGUCAUCAAGAAAGGACAUGAUGGUGAAGAAGUUACUGAAACUCAGGACUUCACAAAAGUCUUUAUUGGAAAGGUUCCUAUAAUGCUGCGGUCAAGUUACUGCACAUUAUAUCAAAAUUCUGAGAAAGAUCUAACAGAGCUUGGAGAAUGUCCAUUAGAUCAAGGCGGGUAUUUCAUUAUAAAUGGAAGUGAAAAGGUCUUAAUUGCUCAGGAGAAGAUGAGCACGAACCAUGUGUAUGUCUUUAAGAAGAGGCAACCUAACAAAUAUGCCUUCGUUGCGGAAGUCAGGUCAAUGGCAGAAUCUCAAAACCGCCCGCCAAGUACUAUGUUCGUGAGGAUGCUCUCAAGGACUAGCGCAAAAGGGGGUUCCUCGGGCCAAUACAUUCGAGCGACACUUCCAUAUAUCCGUACAGAGAUUCCUAUUAUCAUCGUGUUUCGAGCUCUAGGUUUUGUUGCUGAUAAGGAUAUAUUGGAACAUAUCUGUUAUGAUUUCAAUGAUACUCAAAUGAUGGAGUUGUUACGUCCGUCGUUGGAAGAAGCUUUUGUUAUUCAAAACCAACAGGUUGCUCUUGACUACAUCGGGAAAAGAGGGGCUACAGUUGGUGUUACAAGGGAAAAAAGGAUUAAGUAUGCCAAAGAGAUUCUUCAGAAAGAAAUGCUUCCUCAUGUUGGGGUUGGAGAGUAUUGUGAAACCAAGAAAGCUUAUUAUUUUGGGUAUAUCAUCCACCGGCUUUUGUUAUGUGCGCUUGGCCGAAGGGCUGAGGAUGAUAGGGAUCAUUAUGGAAAUAAGAGACUGGAUCUUGCUGGUCCUUUGCUUGGUGGGCUGUUUCGGAUGCUCUUUAGAAAGUUGACAAGGGAUGUUAGAGGCUAUGUGCAAAAGUGUGUUGACAAUGGAAAAGAUGUAAAUCUCCAAUUUGCAAUCAAAGCUAAGACCAUUACCAGUGGGCUGAAAUACUCUCUUGCUACUGGAAACUGGGGGCAAGCUAAUGCAGCGGGUACAAGGGCUGGUGUUUCGCAGGUGCUGAAUCGUCUGACUUAUGCCUCUACUUUGUCUCACUUGCGACGGUUGAAUUCCCCUAUUGGACGAGAAGGGAAACUGGCCAAACCAAGGCAAUUGCAUAAUUCACAGUGGGGAAUGAUGUGUCCUGCAGAAACACCAGAGGGCCAAGCAUGUGGGCUGGUGAAGAAUCUAGCUUUAAUGGUUUAUAUAACAGUUGGUUCAGCGGCAUAUCCAAUUUUGGAGUUUUUGGAAGAGUGGGGUACUGAGAACUUUGAGGAAAUUUCUCCUGCAGUUAUUCCACAGGCUACAAAGAUCUUUGUCAAUGGUACCUGGGUGGGAAUUCAUCGUGAUCCUGACAUGUUGGUGAGAACAUUGAGACGACUUAGGAGACGGGUUGACGUCAAUACUGAGGUUGGGGUGGUCCGUGAUAUCCGUUUGAAAGAACUUCGAAUUUAUACCGACUAUGGCAGGUGCAGUCGUCCAUUGUUUAUUGUGGAAAAGCAAAGGCUGAUGAUCAAGAAGAAGGAUAUUCAAACAUUGCAACAACGGGAAUCACCUGACGAGGGUGGCUGGCACGAUUUGGUGGCUAAGGGAUACAUUGAGUAUAUUGACACUGAAGAGGAAGAGACAACGAUGAUUAGCAUGACUAUAAAUGAUCUUGUGCAAGCACGCCUUAAUCCUGGCGACGCUUAUUCUGAUACCUAUACUCAUUGCGAAAUUCACCCAUCACUAAUAUUGGGUGUCUGUGCAUCAAUUAUUCCGUUUCCUGAUCAUAAUCAGUCUCCCCGUAAUACUUAUCAGUCAGCUAUGGGUAAGCAAGCCAUGGGGAUUUAUGUCACCAACUACCAAUUUCGGAUGGACACAUUGGCCUAUGUGCUUUAUUAUCCUCAGAAGCCUCUUGUCACAACACGAGCCAUGGAACACUUGCAUUUUAGGCAACUACCUGCGGGCAUCAACGCAAUUGUCGCCAUCUCCUGCUAUUCUGGAUACAAUCAAGAGGAUUCUGUCAUUAUGAAUCAGUCAUCGAUUGAUCGUGGGUUUUUCCGAUCUCUAUUUUUCCGUUCGUACAGGGACGAGGAGAAAAAGAUGGGGACAUUGGUCAAGGAGGACUUUGGACGUCCUGAUAGAGCUACUACUAUGGGUAUGCGCCAUGGUUCGUACGAUAAGUUGGAUGACGAUGGUCUUGCCCCUCCAGGAACUAGAGUUUCUGGUGAGGAUGUUAUCAUUGGGAAGACAACUCCCAUUUCUCAGGAUGAUGCGCAAGGGCAAGCCUCUCGCUAUACGAGGAAAGAUCACAGUACCAGUCUUCGCCAUAGUGAAACUGGAAUGGUGGAUCAGGUUCUAUUAACAACAAAUGCUGACGGGCUCAGAUUUGUUAAAGUGAGGGUCAGAUCAGUCCGUAUUCCUCAAAUUGGGGACAAGUUUAGCAGUAGACAUGGUCAGAAGGGAACAGUCGGCAUGACAUAUACACAAGAAGAUAUGCCAUGGACCGUGGAAGGCAUUAGUCCUGAUAUUAUUGUGAAUCCUCAUGCUAUUCCUUCUCGAAUGACUAUUGGUCAGCUGAUUGAAUGUAUUAUGGGGAAGGUUGCUGCACACAUGGGAAAAGAAGGUGAUGCCACUCCCUUUACAGAUGUUACUGUCGAUAACAUCAGCAAAGCUCUGCAUAAAUGUGGUUACCAGAUGCGUGGUUUUGAGACCAUGUACAAUGGUCAUACUGGGCGGCGGCUUAGUGCAAUGAUAUUCCUUGGUCCCACGUACUACCAGCGCCUGAAGCAUAUGGUUGAUGACAAGAUUCAUUCUAGAGGCAGAGGCCCUGUGCAAAUCCUCACAAGGCAGCCUGCGGAAGGUCGGUCACGUGAUGGUGGUCUUCGUUUUGGAGAGAUGGAGCGAGAUUGUAUGAUUGCUCACGGUGCUGCUCAUUUUCUCAAGGAGCGGUUAUUUGACCAAAGCGAUGCAUACAGAGUUCACGUUUGUGAGCGCUGUGGGCUGAUAGCCAUUGCCAACCUCAAGAAGAAUUCUUUCGAAUGCAGAGGUUGCAAGAACAAAACUGAUAUCGUCCAGGUUCACAUUCCCUAUGCAUGCAAAUUGCUUUUCCAGGAGCUAAUGGCUAUGGCUAUAGCUCCAAGAAUGCUUACAAAGGAUGUCAAGCUAGCCAAAGAUCAAAAGAAGAAAGCAGCUUGAUUAAUUUA